Empidonax traillii (willow flycatcher) is the source of this 3099-nucleotide messenger RNA. It is a transcript of the gene KCTD21, whose product is annotated as potassium channel tetramerization domain containing 21. Gene Ontology annotation, molecular function: histone deacetylase binding; cullin family protein binding. The transcript is spliced from 2 exons. The record is from RefSeq and is a predicted model, not a curated record. The coding region runs from base 253 to 1038 and encodes 261 amino acids. Gene Ontology annotation, biological process: protein homooligomerization; ubiquitin-dependent protein catabolic process. NCBI's taxonomy places the organism in Eukaryota, Metazoa, Chordata, Aves, Passeriformes, Tyrannidae.
UGGUCACAAUGUCCCCCGUGCCAGCUUCGGGGUGAGCGGCCUUUCCCCAAACGCCUGCUGGAAAUUUCCAGAGACAUCACAGCAGUCCCGAAACAAAAAGCUGCUGUGCCUCCCCGCAGGCGCUGCGUUUUGGGAUCUAGUGCUCCUGGCAGACACGCCGUGCUCUGCUUCACCGACUGAAUUUUAAGCUUCUAAAUGCUGCAUUAUUGGACGGGUUGAUAUUAAAGUUAGUCCCAGCAUCGUGAUUUUUCCAUGAUGUCAGAACCUAUCACACUCAAUGUUGGAGGAAAACUCUAUACCACCUCUCUGUCUACUCUGACUAGCUUUCCAGACUCCAUGCUGGGGGCCAUGUUUAGUGGGAAGAUACCAACCAAGAAGGACAGCCAAGGCAACUGCUUUAUUGACAGAGAUGGCAAAAUCUUCCGCUAUAUCCUGAACUUCCUACGAACUUCUCACUUGGACCUCCCCGAAGAUUUUCAGGAAAUGGGCUUACUUCGACGGGAGGUGGAUUUUUAUCAAAUUCAGCCGCUGAUUGAGGCCUUGCAGGAAAAGGAGGUAGAGCUUUCUAAAGCAGAGAAAAAUGCCAUGCUCAACAUCACCCUCGAUCAGAAGACCCAAACCGUUCACUUCACUGUCCGAGAAGCACCCCAGAUUUACAGCCUGUCUUCCUCCAACAUGGAAGUGUUUAGUGCUCAUAUCUUCUCCACAUCAUGCCUGUUCCUGAAGCUUCUGGGUUCCAAACUUUACUACUGCUUCAACGGAAACCUUUCUUCAAUAUCGAGCUACCUGCAGGACCCCAACCAUUUGACCUUGGAUUGGGUGGCAAGUGUGGAAGGCCUUCCUGAAGAGGAGUACACCAGGCAGAACUUGAAGAGACUCUGGGUGGUGCCAGAUAAUAAGCAAAUCAAUAGUUUCCAGGUGUUUGUGGAAGAAGUGCUGAAAAUAGCCAUGAGUGAUGGAUUCUGCAUAGAUUCUUCUCAUCCACAUACUUCAGAUUUCAUGAAUAAUAAGAUUAUUCGCCUAAUUCGGUAUAAGUAGGAUGGGCUGUUUAUUGUGGUGCAGGAAGCAUGGAGAUAACACAGGUUAAGUGUUUCCCUUUAAAACACACUUACAGCCUAAUUCAGAAUCACGCUUAUCUGGAUUAAGAGUCGCUAACAAGGAGAUGAUUUUCCUUUAAUGUACUUACCAAUAUGACCUUUCAGAAUAUGUCCAUAUUCUAGAUGGAAGCAAUAUUGUCUAGCGCCUGAAUUAAGGACUGGUACUGUCUCUGCUGCCCCCUCUGACCUGCUGUACAGCUGUGGGGAAAAUCACCUAACUUCUCUCCUUUCUACAUCUCCCAGUUAAAAAAUGGAAGUGAUCCCUAGCCUAUGUUGCAAGGGGAUGUGAGGGUUCAGUCGUCAAGGUUUGGAAUGUGUCUGGAGAACAGAUGUGGUGAGAGAUGCCAUGGAACUGCGGCACAGCAGACAGCUCUAUGACCGCGUUUUCCAUGUCUUGUUGUAUCACCUGUGUGGAACAUCCAAGAAGCUUGGCUGGAUCCACAGAUAAGAAGCCUCCCCAUGUGCAGUCAGUACAGCUGUAAAGGAUGGUGCAAACUGCAAAUGAGUAAGGGAUCCCAUCUCCCUGGGUUCAACAAAGAACUUCUGUCACCAUCUGAAGCUGCCUUGUGCUUUUUUUCUGAACCCCGUGAGGAAGCCCCUGCUUUAUUCUGCUUUCAGGGAAGCAAUGUUGGAAUAAUGUGACUGGCAUGGAGAACAACCAAGGAAGCCAUAGAAGAGAGAAUGGUGUUCUUACAAACAAAGAAGAUUAAACUUUUACAUUCCAAAGGCAUCCAAGACAACUAGUCCUUUUUUUUCUCUUGCAGUUGUUAAUAAUUGUCUGGAGGAUGCUGCUGAAACUUUCUGAGAUGAAGGCAGAGUUUGGGGCAGAGGCCCCAAAAUUUCUUCUUAGCAUUUUAGCCUUUUCUGGCGUUCUUCUGGGCACAUCUCCCUUCAGCAGUGCCUGGAGUGCGUCGAAUGCUCUCUGGAUAGGAUGGAUUCCAUUUGAAAAGACAACAUUCUCAUCAGGUUACAUCCAGCAUUUUUCAUUACAAAAACAGAAGCUCACUUUUCCUAUCCUGGUACAUUGGGCCUUUUUUUUAACGUCCGUGUGAAAUGGUCAGGUCACUAAACAGCAUUUUCCCCACUUGCUUGGCUUCAGUGUCAGGUUGUCAGAGAUAAGGCAGUAGGAAGCCAGAGGUGACAACAAUGGUCAGGCUCUUUCCUACACACCUGGUCCGUGCUAUAAUGAAGAUUAUAAUUCAGUAGCUGCAUGUUGUCUCUAAACAUGUAUUUAGAGACAUCAUUUGUGCCACAUUCAAGAUGGUUCCUUCUCAGCUAAUUAUGUUUAAAAGUAUCUUAACUGUAUUUCUCUAACCAGAUGGCUAUGAGUACAUUAGAGACGCUCUGGAACAUUUUCUGGUAUCUUUAAUGAGAUAAAAGGGAAAAUGCAAUAACCAGGUUUUGCAUUUAGAAUUUAGCACUUCCAAAGGUUCUUAGCACAGGGCUGCAAAGCUCUGUAUUACUCAUGUUCUUGUUUCCCAAAGUAACUUGUCUGUCAUUACAUUAAGCUGACCUGUGAACAAGCAUAAAGAAGCUCUUUUUCUUGUAAAAAACAGUGAGAUCAGUAUAGUUCUACGGCCCAAGCUGUAACUCCAUGAACAACACAAAUCAGCAUGCUGAUGGGAAAAAUGCACAUUCUGCAGCUCUUGCCAGCCUGUUAAAGACCACUGCCCUUUGUUUGACUUGGUGCUAAACCAGCAUGAUAUACGUGGGACCAUGUUGCAAGAAAGUACUGACUGGGCUUGAAGCCCUCAGAACCAUUAAACCUGGCAAAUACUGUGAAUUUUAAGGACUGCAAACAGGAUUCUGUGGCCAGAUUCUGGCUUGAGUCACCAUAUUUAUCUAGCUUUAGUUGCAUUAGGAAGAACUUUUUUUUUUUUUCUCUUCAUCCCUGUCCUGAAUUAUAAAGCAUGUGUUUGCCACUCAGCUGGACAUUCACGGAGAUGACUAUGCUGUGAAUAUGAUUAUGAUCUGUAAUAUGAACCCUUUUUGAUCAAAUCUA